Messenger RNA from Topomyia yanbarensis, 4132 nucleotides. It is a transcript of the gene Cap-D3, whose product is annotated as condensin-2 complex subunit D3. Bases 214 to 4071 code for a protein of 1285 amino acids. The transcript has 6 exons. Lineage: Eukaryota; Metazoa; Arthropoda; Insecta; Diptera; Culicidae. Gene Ontology annotation, cellular component: condensed chromosome, centromeric region. Gene Ontology annotation, molecular function: histone binding. The record is from RefSeq and is a predicted model, not a curated record. Gene Ontology annotation, biological process: mitotic chromosome condensation; meiotic chromosome condensation.
CUCCCCACACUGUUUGUCAACAAAAUAACCACCAAACUAUUAAUAAUUUUGUAAUUUGAUUCGUAAUUUAUAAGCAAAACGAAAACUUGUCAGUUACAGAAACUUUGGAUUAUUACUGUAAAAGUAUUACGAUCCUCAAAACCAAAGCCUCAUUAAAGUGAAUAUCUCCAACCAGCCAAACUAUAUGCAAAUAUUCAUCGGAACUCGCCGGGAAUGGCGCCUCCCCACAUCCAUAUUCUGCUGAAUCAGCUUCCGCAGUAUUUUGAUCCAUGGUUGACGAUCGAUCGAAUCGAUUCAAUAUGCGCCGGAGAAGAGUUACAACAGAUCCCCAAUGGCAACAAUUCCGGCAGUGAUUCUGAAGAUGAAAAUGAACGAGGAGAUCCCCAAACCGUAGACCUCCGAGAUUGCACUAUGAUCCAACGGGCCGUGGGUGACGCCAAUUUGAUGGAACUGCUGAAUGAUAUCUGCAUGGAAGCGAGAAAAAUGCGUCUGAAGGCGGGUGUUUUCGAUCAGUAUGAUAACUGGCAGUAUUUAUCGAAAAAGAUAAGUGUCGAUCAGUUACUAGCGUUUAUCUAUGGGCUGGUUUGUCUGGCGGAAUACGAUCCAACAGAAGGAACGAAUAGACGUCUCGCAAGUGCAGCUGUAAAAACUUAUUUGACGCUGUUGGGCACUCCCGGUCAGAAACAGACGGCUGCAUUUAACGAACAGGUGCUGUUAAAAUGUUUGGAUAUUUUCAAGUUGGCGGAACUUCUGCUGGAUCCCAUGUUUAGUGACUAUCUCAGAAACGAGCGGUCAGACUUCAUCACGCGACUGCUGCUCGAUUACAUACAGAUUAUGGAUGAAAUACAGUUGCUACUGAAAUGUAUGACUCUUAAGAGUUGCGACAAUGUAAAGCUGAAGUUGAUUAAUGAGUUGAAAUCGAUCUUGGAUUAUGCCAUUAAACAUGCAAAGAAUCGCCAGGUGGCAGAAAACGUGGCUGAAAAAGUAUUCGAGACACUCGAAUCAAUUUGCUUGCCAGAGCACGACGAUCAUAACGAGAGCUCUAAAACAAUACAACUAAUUUUGAAUCGGACCGCCGUGUUUUAUAAACUUGAGUAUAAGAACUAUCCUGCUUGCUUUCAAAUUUAUAAUUUCUUCUUGAAAAUGCUACAUCAAUACCCAAAGGAUACGCCUCCGGUUCUAACAAUAUUCAUCAAAUCGGUUCUAACCAAUCCGCCCAAAGUUUUCUCCCGUGCAGAGGAUUAUGCUUACCUUAGCGAUAUAGCUGUCAAGUACGAAACCUCUAUGUACAGCAGGUGCAACGUUUCAAUCGUAAGCUAUUUGAAACAGAUUGAAGGCCACGCAGAAACUACCGCUCGAGUUAACAUCGUUGAUUUUUUGGGUAAACUUGCAACCGUCGACUGUACCGUAGAUUGGGAACUGUUCAAGGCGGAUAUUUCCGAUGUUCCGAGAGAAAUUCAAAUGAUUGAAAUACUGUACAAUAAGUUGAUUGAAAAGAGUUCCACUGUUAAGUUGAAAGCGUUUCACUGUCUUUUGAAAAUUCUUCAGAAUGGGAAUCGAAUUAUGAAAAAGAUAAUAAAAGACACGUUUUAUUGUGCUACCGCUGACGAGGAUGAGAAGAGUUACCUUCAGAUGAACGACAUGGAAGAGCUGUACCAAACUGCCGAGCUGGAACUUGGCAUUUCGAGAAACGCACUUAAUUUCAAUCUGAGUUCUGCCAAUAGAAACAUGCGCUCAAACUCAGUGCAACCUGCGUCACCCACCAAGAAAUCGUCCGAAGUCAACGGAAUAGAAACCAUCGAAGACAAACUUCACACGCUGAGCGAUGUUAUUUACGAAGCUACACUUUCACCAACAUCUUCCAUUCGACGCGUGGCUCUAUCCUGUGUGGAGUGUAUCGUAGAACUGAACCGGAAUAGGAUCGACGAUCCGAUUUUCGAACACGUCAUCAUAAAACUUGCCAAAGAUCCCGUGAUGCUGAUGCGACGAACCACCUUGAACGUGUUGAACCAACUGCUAGCGAGCUACCCAAACUAUCUUCCGCUGAUCAAAAUUUGGUCCAAAAGUUUGCUACUGUUUCUAGACGAUAGCGAUCAAAAGCUGAAGGACUCGGCACUGGAGAGUCUGAAGUGCAAUGUGUUUGAUAACAUCUGUCGCUUCGAGGAUUCAUCCUCCAGUAAGAUCUUCACCCCGUGGAUGAUUGUCCGAUCGAUUCUGGUGCUGGGGAAAAUCAACGUCCUCAAGACGGCCGUCGAUUCGUGGAUUCAGAAGUCGAUAUUGACUCAAAAGAAUUUGAUGAUCAUCGAAUCGCACAUUUUCACCGUCAACUGUAGCGAGGCUUGGAUCAUUUUGUCGAUAAUAGCGAACAAGAUGAAGUCGAGAAAUCCGGAUGUUGUGAUCAAAACGAUGAACGAAAUCCUGCAAGUGGAUAUGUACAACUCUCCGCUGUGCCUACAGUACAUUCUGUGCGUGAUCAAAGCCUGGCUGGAUGACUUCACCCACGCGGGUCUGAACCACUUAUUCAAGAUUUUAAGUGACCUCUUGCGCACCGGAAGUACCACAAUUUCAUUGGUCAGUGAUGUGUACAGUCUCUGCUGCGCAAUCAAGGAGAAAUCUGAUGGAUCUGUGGACGAGAACUGGAUCCGUGGAAUUCGUGACAAUACUGCUGAAUAUCUGCUGCAUUAUCAUUCCCAUUACACCAGCUUCCACAUGUCCAAUGAGCGAUAUUUGAUCAAUUUACUGGUCUAUGCUGAGACUAGUAUCGAUCUGAACGACAGACCGCACGAGAAAAUUUUGUCUAUUCUGUUGCACUAUUUGACUCGGGUUGCAUCGGACGAGAAAUUCUUUAUACAACAAACUGAUCAGAAUAGAAAAAUCUGUGUCACUAUUGUGGUACUAUCUCGAUUUGGGUUACGCGACGGAUCUCUGGCGUCGACAAUUAUCGGCGACUUCAAUAAGAUAAUGAAAUUCAAGAACAUACAUGAAAGUAUAAUCUGUACUUUAAUAACCUCUUUUUCGGAUUUGUGCAAAAGACAUACCUCCUUAGUUGAUUCGUCCAUCAAAACAGUGAUCCUGCAGCUCAGUUCGAGUUACAUUACAGUGCGCAGUGUAGCCUUGAAUAAUCUAAACGAACUAAUUCUCCAAGAUUACGUCAAAAUGCGUGGCCGAGUUUUGCUAAACAUUCUGAAGUUAACUAUCGAUGAAGACAGUCAGAUAGCGGCUCAAGCUCUCUACGUGAUCCAAUUAUACGUGCAUUCGAAGAACGAAAAACUAUUAAAGGUAUCUCUAUUGGAGUGUGUCUACGUUUUCAACAAUUACCUACAGUAUGCCGUAAGUGACAUGUUUCCUGCAUCCGAGAUAGAUAACGAGCCCUGUGAUCUAGCCGGCAAGGACCAAGAAAACAUAGCAAAGCGUAACCUUAUUUAUGACUUUUUCAUUGACAACAUCGACGAUCUGAGCUUGUUAAAAUUACUGAAGAAUGUCAAUAAAAUUGACUCUCAGCUAAAGCAGCGAAAGUAUGUCGAGUGCCAGGCCGGGGCAAUCACAUUGGUCGACCUGCUGUACAUAUUCACAAAAAUGGUAUUGGUCAAAGAUCGAGACAAGGUGCGGCUAGCAAAAGCGGCUGCUUCCACUGCAAAUGAUGACAACGCUACACCUGAUGCUCCUACCGAAGAGGGACCUUCGCCGGCGAAGAAGUCACGAGUGAGGAUUGCACUCCAGCAAAGCGAACAGGAAACGAUCACAAUCGUUGAAAAAAUGAUUGCAGUAUAUUACGACUUUCAGUGUCGAGUACGCGAAUACAUCGGCAAAGUGGAUCCAUCGUUGGAAGAACUGGCUAAUCAGAGGUUAUACGAUUUUUCGAUGGCCACUGCCAAACAGUUUCGAGCUUUGGUUGAGUUUGCCAAACCAAUGGUGUUUUGGAGAGGGUUGAUGAAGGCAAUAGAUGCCGGCAGUGAGAAAUCGUCACCCAGGAAAGGAAGACGAAGAAAAACAAGACGCAGUUGUUCGGGCAGUGAGGAAAGCGAAAACGAGAGUGUUUGUGACGAUUACGACGAAACGGAUAUCCUGUAAUAUGACACUGUUUGAUGAUUCUCUUCGAAAUAUCCUUAGUUUAUGUCAAGUUAAUAACAUU